Molecule: messenger RNA, 1200 nt
Organism: Ailuropoda melanoleuca (giant panda)
Lineage: Eukaryota; Metazoa; Chordata; Mammalia; Carnivora; Ursidae
Gene: RHOG
Product: ras homolog family member G
Exons: 1
Coding region: 35-610 (191 amino acids)
Biological process (GO): small GTPase-mediated signal transduction
Molecular function (GO): GTPase activity; GTP binding
Source: RefSeq, a predicted model, not a curated record
AGGCCUUGCCUCCACCGUAGCAGCUGCACGCACGAUGCAGAGUAUAAAGUGUGUGGUGGUGGGCGAUGGGGCCGUGGGCAAGACGUGCCUGCUCAUCUGCUACACCACCAAUGCCUUCCCCAAGGAGUACAUCCCCACGGUGUUCGACAACUACAGCGCCCAGAGCGCGGUGGAUGGGCGCACCGUGAACCUGAACCUGUGGGACACAGCGGGCCAGGAGGAGUACGACCGGCUGCGCACGCUCUCCUACCCUCAGACCAACGUCUUUGUCAUCUGUUUCUCCAUCGCCAGUCCGCCCUCCUACGAGAACGUGCGGCACAAGUGGCAUCCGGAGGUGUGCCACCACUGCCCCGACGUGCCCAUCCUCCUGGUGGGCACCAAGAAGGACCUGAGAGCCCAGCCUGACACCCUACGGCGCCUUAAGGAGCAGGGCCAGGCGCCCAUCACACCGCAGCAGGGCCAGGCCCUGGCCAAGCAGAUCCAUGCUGUGCGCUACCUCGAGUGCUCGGCCCUGCAGCAGGACGGCGUCAAGGAAGUAUUUGCUGAGGCUGUCCGGGCUGUGCUCAACCCCACGCCCAUCAAGCGUGGGCGGUCCUGUGUCCUCUUGUGACCCUGGCACUCGGCUUGGAGGCUGCCCCUGCCCCCCCACCAGUUGUGCCUUGGCGCCUUGUCUGCCCCCAGCUGUGCCUUAAGGACUAAUUCUGGCACCCCUUGCCAGGGGGCUCCCUGAAGGCCCUUUUCUCUGAAUGCCUGUUUCUCCUUAAUGCGGCCCACAGGGAAAGGGGCUUUGGGCCCUACCCCACUCUGCUUGGGAACAGCAGGUAUUCCCGAGAGCUCACCCAGGCCAAGGUUGGACCCCUCCGCAAGAAGCCAACCCAAGUGCCCUGCCCCCAUCUCCCCUACUGACCAGUUGAUCCAGCUUUCCACACAGAUGUUGCUGCCUAUUGUGGUGCCUUCUCUCAGGUUAGGAGCUCUCGGCUGUCCCUAACCUCUCCCUCGCUGCUCUUUGAAUUGCUUCCCCCUCAAGAUGCUCUCUCCCAUUCCCAAAGGAGCCACAGAAUCCUGAGAAGAUGAAUGUGCCCUAACCUACCCCCAUGUGCCCAGGCCUUAUGCAUCUGCUGACUGACUCAGCCCCCCCUUCCCCAGGCUCCUGGGGGCCUUGCCUACCCCCAUCAGCAUCAAUAAAACCUGUCUCCAGUG